ACACAACGAAUCCAUCACUUGAACCACCAGUUUACGGCGCGCAGCGCGCCCUGUUGUUUCCAGUACCGGUACCCUGGUGAAUCCAACAACAUGCGACUAGAUUUUCGGCACUAGCGAGGUUGCUUGGUGGGCAAGAGGCCGCGAGUCACGCCUUCUAUGGUUCAGCGGCUACCCCGGGAUUGGGAAGUCUAUGCUAGCCACGCACUUGGUUCAGGAGCUCUCAUCACCGGAAAAGGAUCGCCGCGAGCUUCUUUAAAUCCCCUUCAAGUCGACAGUCCUCUAUGGGAUGUGUCACCACCAGAAGAAUUACUCAGCGAGCAUGGUCAUAUCGACGCUCAUCCAUCAGCUGCUCAGGCAGUAUCACACUCUCCAGGCCUUCGCUUACGAGACCGAUAAGCUGGAUUGCUUGGGGAGCAACAAGUCCAGCAUCAUGAAGGGAAAGCACAGGUCAGCAUCCAUACUCUGGCAUCUCCUGUUCGAGAUGAUCCAGAACUCCGGAAUGAACAUGAUAUACAUCAUCAUCGAUGCCCUGAACGAGUGCCAGGAAGGCUCGGCAAAUGAGCUCUCUCAGUGGAACACCAAGUAUCCCGGAACCUUUCUGCACAUGUCAGCACUAGACUUUGAUAACCAGAUCAACGGGGACAUCAAAAACUUUGUGCGCAUGGAGAUGAAGAGGAUACGGCGCCUCCGCGGCUAUUCCGGCUCGGAGGUGGAGCGCAUCGAGAAGCAGCUGGCCGAGAACGAGAGCAAGAACUUCCUCGCCGUCUCUCUGAUCUUCAAGCAACUCGAAAAGGUAGCGCCCUCCCAGCUCGAUGGCGUCCUUGAUGGGGUCUCCAAUGACCUCGGCGAAUUUUACCGCAGCCUGGUGUCGAAGCUUCCGGCACAUCUCCGGUCCGAGCCCUCUUCACUUGUGACCCGUGUCAUGUACAGCCGCCGGCCCUUCACGCUCGCAGAGCUAGCAUACGCGAUCGACGGACAACAGCGCGGAGCGGGGAGCCAAAAGGUGGUGGCCGAUGACGAUAUCUCCCGUGCGAGAUCUAGAAUCGAGAUGUUUUUCCCCGCCCUUAAGAUCCACCAAAACAACACACUGUCUUUUUUCCACUACACUAUCCGCGACUUCAUCCUCAAGCAAGCCUCAUUUGGCAGGACCAAUUUUUUCGUUUCGAGCGGCAAGACUGGCCAUCGAGACUUGGCCAUCCUCUGCCUGCGUGAGAUUAUCAUCCGAUGCGGCAUGGAGGUCGCGCCAUGUUACACGAGCCCUCGCCUCCAGGAGAGCGUCGUCUCCAGCCACACGUUCCUCUCCUACGCCAUACAUUUCUGGCAUAUGCACCUGAGAGAGGCGGUUCCGCCGGAUACCCCUGUCGACCAGAUCUAUAGUGAGGCGGUCGUGAGCGUGAAGGAUCUCGUAGAGCUCUGGAAGGACCCGAAGACCAAGAACUACCGCCAACUCAUGAUCUCGUGCUGCGGGCUCAAGACACUCGAGCAUCGGGACUCGGACCCCGUGCCCCUCGAGAUCCUCAGCGCCAUUGGCGCCGAACCUAUGCUGCGCCUGUACCUGAGAAAGUGCGAGGAAGCCGCCACCAUUCCGGUGGUACGCCCUUACGCCGCAAGGGUGAUCGGGGUGGCCAUCAAGGAGGGCAACGAGGACGUCCUGGCCACCCUCCUCGACGCGUUCGAGAUCAGCUCGCUCGAUGGUGAGGAGUACGCCACCGCCCUGCAGGAUUCGGCCUGGAGCGGCAAGCCCCGGAUCGUCGAGAGGGUGCGCAAGCUGCGCCGCAACCGCACCCGCCAGGUCAUCUCAGCCCUCAUUGCCGCCUUCAUCCAGGGCGAGCAGGCCAGCCUGGACCACCUGGCCGAGGACGGCUCCCUCUUCGUAGACCGCAACCACUUCGGCAUGACAGCGCUGCACGCACUCUUCGCCUACGAUAAGACCGACAGCAACCCCAUAGGCCAGCAGAAUUACGCCAAGGCCAUGGGCAUCGUCAGGGCCAUCGCCUCGUACUUGCUCCAGCACGGUUUCCUCGUCUCGCGCGGUGCUGAGCCCCACCACCAGAACAUCACAGGUCUCACCCCCCUGCACCUGGCGGCCUACCGCACGCGCAACGCCGACGCUAUCAAGUGUCUCCUUGAGCUCGGCGGCAGUAGCCUCAUCAGCAAGGUCUCGCACGGCGUGAUGACCCCGCUGCACUGGGCUAUGACACGCCGUAGCCCGGUGAUGGUUCUCCACGAUGGGUGGGAAGCCGAGUACACGUAUGAGAUCAUCAGGACGCUGCUGCGCGCCGGUGCAAACCCACUCGCGGUAAACCGCUGGGGCCUGACGGCGGUCGAGUACGCACGCAUGUGCCGGUACGACUGGCAGUGGAUCUUCGCCGGUCUAGACGGCGUCGACUACAUCAGCAUCACGUACUCUGCGAGCCCGCAGGAGCUCAUGUGGCAAGCCUGGCACCGCGUCGACGACGUGGUGGCGGUCAGCAUCGCGGCGAGGGGCCCGCGAAACCACGGGGCUCUCGAGAGCGCCGAAGGGGACCGCCAACAACAACAACAACAAUUACAGCCUAUCGGGCUUGUACAUGCCCUUGAGGUGGACGCGGUGAAUCUGGACGAAAUUUCCGAAGACGAAGCCAUACAGGGGCGCGUGGAGGUCCAGAUGCCACCGCUCAAUAUGACAGCCGCGCCGAGCGAGGUCAGGGUACAUGGCUUCUUCGGAAGCUACGACGCCGUCAUUAGGAGCCUGGCCAAGCUGCGCCGCAACCGCAGCGGGCUGGUAUACGGUAGUGGGGUGCAGCGGGACCUGCAGACGGGACAAUACGUUCUUGGCGUCUUCUCCGUCAUCUUCGUCUUCCGAGUUCUCCAGGACGGCGGUUUGGUGUCGCAGGAUAAUGUCCAGCUCGACGUUCAGCUAGUCAUGGCUAGGACAGAAGGUACCCCGCGGAAUAUUGUAAGAAACGUGGUCGCCUAUUCAGAAUUCGCUGGGCACCAGUACACCGGGAGCGACCUUUUCCGAAUCUUCAGCGCCGCGAUUGUAGAUAUCUGAUGUCCCUAUGCUCCUGAAUAUGGCUUCUGGCUUCUUGAGUCCUAACAUCUCUGCUUACGGAGCGUUCUGCACCCCUGAGCCAGGAUCGUAACAUUCUCCUCUCCCUAGCUAUUUUUUUCUUCAUUAUCUUCGGUAGUUGUUUUCAGUAACACGAGUAAAAGAGGAAAUCAGUUUGAAGUUUCCCAAUAUAAUAAGUUAUCGAUGUAUCUAUAUCAACUAGCUAGAGAAUUGAGAUCUAAUAUAGACGAUUGUUGGAAUGA
Lasiosphaeria miniovina is the source of this 3294-nucleotide messenger RNA. RefSeq lists its product as uncharacterized. NCBI's taxonomy places the organism in Eukaryota, Fungi, Ascomycota, Sordariomycetes, Sordariales, Lasiosphaeriaceae. The transcript has 5 exons. Gene Ontology annotation, cellular component: nucleus; cytoplasm. Gene Ontology annotation, molecular function: protein binding. The record is from RefSeq and is a predicted model, not a curated record. The coding region runs from base 287 to 3034 and encodes 915 amino acids.